Cucumis melo (muskmelon) is the source of this 1704-nucleotide messenger RNA. RefSeq names its product polyphenol oxidase, chloroplastic-like. Gene Ontology annotation, molecular function: catechol oxidase activity. The transcript has a single exon. NCBI's taxonomy places the organism in Eukaryota, Viridiplantae, Streptophyta, Magnoliopsida, Cucurbitales, Cucurbitaceae. Bases 1 to 1704 code for a protein of 567 amino acids. The record is from RefSeq and is a predicted model, not a curated record.
AUGGCUUCUUUAUCUUCUCUUCUAUUACUUUCUCCCUAUUCUCAAACCAAAACCAAAUUCUCCAUUUCUUCAAACAAAAGACAUGUUGUUGUUAAUUAUGUCUCAUGCAAAGCAGCCUCCUCUAAUAAUGGAGAAGAUUCUGUAAGCAAAUUUGAUCGUAGAGAAGUGUUGUUUGGUCUUGGAGGUCUUUAUGGCGUCGGCACGGCCACCGGCUCUGUGUUGGCAGCUCCAUUGACGCCAGAUGUCUUUAACUGUGAUAUGGCGCAAACACCUGGUGGAAUUAAGGAUUGUUGCCCACCACGAAUUGGAAAAAUCAUCCAUUUCGUCCCCCCCAAAAUUCAACAACCUUAUGUUCGACGACCCGCCGCCCAUUUGAUGAACCAAACCCAGAUUGAGGAAUUGGAAAGAGGCAUUCAGAAAUUAAAACAACUCGACGAAGAUGACCCACAUAGCUUUUCACAUCAAGCUAAAAUUCAUUGUGCGUAUUGCGAUUAUGCGUACAACCAAUUGGGGUCUAUCACAGAAACUAGAUUUGAAGUUCAUAGCAACGCGUUAUUCUUCCCAUUUCAUCGUGCCUAUCUCUACUUCUUCGAGAGAAUCUUGAGGCAUUAUAUUGGGAACCCAGAUUUCGCCAUACCCUUUUGGAAUUGGGAUUCACCACCGGGGAUGCACAUGCCAGAAUUCUACAACCGCCCAUCUUCAUCACUUUACGAUAAUCUCCGUGAUCCACGUCACGAUCCACACAAAUUGAUUGACCUAAACUACAAUGGAAAAACCGAAGACCAUUCUUUUGACGUUGUGGAUUGCAAUCUCCGUUGGAUGAAUGACCGAAUGAAAGUCCAAAGCCCUCGAAGCUUCCUUGGAAGAGUGCUGAAAGCUGGAGAAACACCCAAACCCAGUGACAUGGGCACCAUUGAACAAUCUCCACAUAAUAACAUUCACGAUUGGGUUGGCACAAAAACCCCUCAUUUUGAAGACAUGGGAUCUUUUUACUCGGCAGCGCUAGACCCGUUGUUUUAUGCUCACCAUACCAAUAUAGAUCGGUUGUGGAAUAUUUGGAAAACAUUGGACGGAAAUCCAAAAGAUCACACUGACCCAGAUUGGUUGAAUUCCUCGUUUGUGUUUUACGAUGAGAAUAAAAACGCUGUACGUAUCGAAGUUUCUGACUGUUUGGACACUGAAAAGCUUGGUUAUGUUUACCAAGAGGUACCACUUCCAUGGUUGCUCUUGAACAAAAUCCCCAGCCCAAAUCCGUGGAUAAGAACUGAAGAACCCGAGCCUCCAAUCAUCAACUUCCCCCAGACUUUGAAUUCGGACAUAACCACAAUGGUAGACAGGCCGGAAGAGGCUGGGAGCGGUGAGGAAGUUGAUGUGGUGUUGGUGUUGGAAGAUGUGGAGUAUGAUCCAACUACUCGAGUGCAUUUUGAUGUACUUGUUAAUGUUGUCGAUGAGGCGCAGGACAGGUGCGCUGCGUUUCUUGAGUUUGUGGGCAGCUUCAAAAACAUUCCCCAUGGUCUCCACCACCAUGAUAAAACCUCUUUACGUUUUGUGAUAACCGAGGUCAUUCAAGGGUUGGGUUUGGAGCGUGAUAAAAAUUUGGCUGUUAAGAUUGAACCUAUGGUUGGUGGAGAAGGUGUCACCCUUGGAGGAAUCAAGAUUCAACUCGAGCCCGUUUUUGUACCUCUCUCCUCAUCAUUUACGUAA